This is a messenger RNA of Hippopotamus amphibius kiboko, 390 nucleotides long. Its product is annotated as steroid transmembrane transporter SLC22A24-like. The record is from RefSeq and is a predicted model, not a curated record. The coding region runs from base 1 to 390 and encodes 129 amino acids. NCBI's taxonomy places the organism in Eukaryota, Metazoa, Chordata, Mammalia, Artiodactyla, Hippopotamidae. The transcript has 2 exons.
AUGAUAAUAGUUUGUCAUAUACUGUUGGAGAACUUCACUGCGGCCAUUCCUGGUCAUUGCUGCUGGGUCCACAUCCUUGAUAAUGGCACUGUCUCUGAUAAUGACACUGGGACCCCCAUCUCUGAUGUCCUCCUGAGAAUCUCUAUCCCAUUGGAUUCAAACUUGAAGCCAGAGAAAUGUCGUCACUUCCUCCUCCCCCAGUGGCAGCUCCUUCACCUGAAUGGGACCUUCCCCAACAUGACAGACCUGGACAUGGAGCCCUGUGUGGACGGCUGGGAUGACCUCAGCUCCUUCUCUUCCACCAUCAGGAUUAAGUGGAACCUAGUGUGUGAUUAUCAGUCACAGAAACCAUUGGUUCAGUCCCUAUUCAUGGCUGGAAUGUUGGUGUAG